This is a messenger RNA of Panicum virgatum (switchgrass), 621 nucleotides long. RefSeq lists its product as uncharacterized. Bases 1 to 621 code for a protein of 206 amino acids. The record is from RefSeq and is a predicted model, not a curated record. The transcript has 2 exons. Lineage: Eukaryota; Viridiplantae; Streptophyta; Magnoliopsida; Poales; Poaceae.
AUGGCCCGAUGCCACCCCGCGCCGAAGCUGCCGCCGCCGGAGAGCCGGUCGUGCUCGGAGCGCCGCCGCCGCCGCCGCCGCUGUGCCGUGGAUGCUGCUCCGAUUCGUGUCGAAGGACACGGAGUCCUGGGAGAAGCGCAUCCGCUGGUCCCGAACGCGCACCACUACGCCGCCUUCACCUCCAAGGACGAUCCGGAGAUUCGUGCGCCGCCAGCGGAGGCCGGCGUAGUGCCCCUGCUCGCCGCACAGCUCUCCACGGCCGUGCUCCUCAACAUCUCCAUCUCCGCGCGGGAGCAGCUGGUGUCUGCGCCGGGCCUUCUCGACGCCCUCACCGCCGCGCUCCGCACCGGCGCCGUGCACCGCACCGGCGCCGUGCACCACGCCAUCGCCACCGUGCACAGCCUCCUCUGCGCUGAGGCUCACUGCACCACCAUCGGCGCAAGGCGGCCGCGCUCGUCGCGCGCCACCAGCUCCUGCGUAGGUGGCCGGGUGCGCCGAGAGCCUCAAGGCCUUUUAGGAGGGUGUUCGGGUUCCAGAUUCGAGACGGCGAGGGCCUGGGAGAGCGGGGCCGCCACGCUACUCAACCUCGUCGUGGCCGGGGGCGAGCUGGCGGUGGCCUAG